ACACUCCUCUAAAGGUUUAAAAUUAUAACACAACGUAAAGUUUAGCAAACAACUAACAACGCAAAAAUGAGUGAAGCUAGGGAGAUAUACUCAGCCCCUCUAACACCUAGAUCAGGCACGGCCACACCAAAAUCGGGCACGGUCACACCCAUGACACCACCAAUAUCCGCCCCGCCAUCACAGUUUCAUUCCCCGUCUUUAUCCCGGUCACCUCUCCUUUCAUUUAAUGAGAACGUCGAGCCUAUAAAUGGUCUUAAUAAUAAUAAUAACGGGACUAAUAAAACCCCUAAAGGGUCUAGGCCUAGGACGCCGGUCCAAUUCAUUAGUCCAUUGGCUAGUCCACUUAGAAGGGCUAUAACCCCUUUGGCUAGCCCCUUGAGGAGAGCCAUAACGCCGAUAGCUAGCCCGAUUAGGAAGGCGAUUAGCAUGACUAAGCUUGAUCCUCAAGAUGCUUGGCUUCCUAUUACGGAGUCUAGGAAUGGAAAUGCGUUUUAUGCUGCUUUUCAUACGCUUUGUUCUGGGAUUGGAAUUCAGGCUCUUGUUCUUCCUGUUGCUUUUACUGUCCUUGGUUGGACAUGGGGAAUCAUCUGUUUAACAUUAGCCUUCCUAUGGCAACUUUACACCCUCUAUCUACUAGUACAACUCCACGAAUCAACGGAGACGGGUGUUCGUUAUAGUCGUUACUUCACGCUAUGUAUUGCAGCUUUUGGUGAAAAAGCAGGCAAGCUAAUGGCAAUGUUCCCAUACAUGUACUUAUCAGCUGGCACGUGCGUGCUUCUGAUUAGUAUAGCGGGGUCCACGUGCAAAAUAUUCUUCCAAAUUGUAUGUGGCCAAGAUUGUACGGCUAAGCCCUUAACCUUAACGGAGUGGUACUUGGUGUUCACUUGUGCUGCCGUGGUGUUGUCUCAACUACCAAACAUGAACUCCAUUGCCGGUGUUUCUUUAAUUGGCGCCAUCACCGCUGUGGCUUACAUCACCAUAAUAUGGGCCGUGUCCGUCGCUAAGCAUGCUCUACCCGGAGUAUCCUAUGAGCCGGUCCGAUCUGCUUCCACUAUUAAGAAUGUGUUUAGUGUCCUUAAUGCACUUGGGAUUAUUGCUUUCGCUUUUAGAGGCCACAAUCUCAUACUCGAAAUUCAGGCAACAAUGCCUUCAAGCGAGAAACACCCAUCAAGGGUACCAAUGUGGAAGGGUGUCCAAUCAGCUUAUGUUCUAAUUGCAAUGUGCUUGUAUCCUCUUGCAAUUGGGGGAUUUUGGGCUUAUGGAAACAAGAUACCACAAGAUGGAGGCAUGCUAACAGCCUUGUAUCAAUUCCAUGGACGUGACACAUCCCAAUUCAUCCUAGGCCUAACAAGUUUAUUCGUGAUUGUUAACGCCCUAAGUUCGUUCCAAAUCUAUGGUAUGCCAAUGUUUGAUGACAUUGAGUCCAAGUACACAAUGAGAAAAAAGAAGCCAUGUCCGUGGUGGCUACGAGCCAUAUUCCGAGCACUAUGUGGGUUCCUAUGCUUCUUCUUCGCGGUUGCAUUCCCCUUCGUUGCAAGCUUUGCUGGACUUAUUGGAGGGAUUGCCUUGCCCUUAACCUUAGCCUACCCUUGUUUUAUUUGGAUCGUUUUGAAAAAGCCUAAAGCUUAUGGUCCAAUGUGGUGUCUAAAUUGGGGAUUAGGGGUCUUAGGGAUGGUACUUAGUGUAUUAAUGAUUGCUGCUGGUAUUUACGUUGUUAUUGCUAAUGGGGUUGAAUUUCAUUUUUUCAAGCCUCACUAAUAUAAUUAACAAAAAUAUAACGUAACGCAUACGAAGUAUGUAAUAAUAAGGUUGUGUAUGUAUAAUAUAAAGUAUUUUUUGUAGGUUGGGGUUAGGUGGAAAAAAAAGGUUGCAAAUGGUAAAAUGAUGACAAGUUUGUAACGAUGUGGAUUACGUUUAAUGUUUCUAGCUAACAUGUGAAGUGAAUCAACGUGUUCCUUUACAUGAUGAGUGAUAAUUAAGCUUCAUUUUAGGAUGUAUAAUUAGUGUUUGUAAUUUCAAGGUUGAUAUUAAUUUCAAUUUAUUAAUUAUUUGGAGAAAUUAUUGUGGACUA
Molecule: messenger RNA, 2071 nt
Organism: Chenopodium quinoa (quinoa)
Lineage: Eukaryota; Viridiplantae; Streptophyta; Magnoliopsida; Caryophyllales; Amaranthaceae
Product: lysine histidine transporter-like 8
Exons: 5
Coding region: 67-1758 (563 amino acids)
Cellular component (GO): plasma membrane
Source: RefSeq, a predicted model, not a curated record